CUUCUGCGGUUGACGUUGCUGACUUCGCGCAUCUGUCAGUGUUCCUCAUCUGUAGUUAGGCUCAGGUGUAGUUUGUAAAAAUGUCUUCUGUGGAAGAAAAGCCUAAUUCUGUGACCGAGGAUUUGGAGGAGGACGGAGCUGAGGAGGAGAAUGAAGCAGAGGAGGUGCUCAUGGAUUUUAGGGAGCCCGUUAAAGGAGCAUAUAUUUUCUACAAAGACAGGCAAGAGUGGGCUGAUCUAGAACCUGUUCCACAAGACGAUGGACCCAAUCCAGUGGUGAAGAUUGCUUAUUCAGAAAAAUUCAUGGAUGUGUUUGACAUGUUUCGAGCACUCCUGAAGAACGAUGAGAAGAGCGAGAGAGCGUUUGCACUGAGUGCUGAUGCCAUCGAUCUUAAUGCUGCCAAUUAUACAGUAUGGCACUACAGGAGAGUUUUACUGAAGGCUCUAGAUAAAGACCUGAGAGAAGAGAUGAGGUAUAUCACAGCCAUCAUAGAAGAUCAACCCAAGAAUUACCAAGUCUGGCAUCACAGACGGAUGGUGGUGGAGUGGUUAAAUGACCCGACAGAAGAGUUGCAGUUUGUGGCAGAAAUUCUCAGUCAGGAUGCGAAGAACUACCACGCGUGGCAGCACAGACAGUGGGUCAUUCAGGAGUUUAAACUGUGGGAUGGAGAGUUGGCGUACGUGGAAGAACUGUUAGAAGAUGAUGUGAGAAAUAACUCGGCCUGGAAUCAAAGACACUUUGUUUUAAAUCACACCAGCGGAUUCUCUGACCCUGCAGUUCUGGAGAGAGAAGUACAGUACACGCUAAAACAAAUCCAGAAAGCUCCUCACAAUGAAAGUGCCUGGAACUAUUUAAAAGGGAUUUUACAGGAUAGAGGGUUGUCCUCGUACCCUGGACUGCUGGAGCGGGUGACAGAUCUUCAGGACUCGUGCAGUUCUCCUUAUCUUACUGCCUUUCUGGUGGAUCUCUAUGAAGACGCUCUAGAAACCAACGACUCCAACUACAACCAAGAAGAGACUGUAAACAAGGCCCUCGAGCUUUGUAAGUUACUGGCAGAGAAACAGGACACCAUUAGAAGGGAAUACUGGAAUUACAUGUCCCGCUCUCUCCAGAAGACAUAUGGCUCGGCUGACUCCGCCCCCUCUUCUACUGACGCCCCCUCUUCCUCGACCCAUCAUCCCGACGAGGAGCCCAGUGACCCCUGAGCUGGACCGCAGACCUAAACACAUGCUUAGACAGAGCAAGAACUUAGAAAUGCUAUGAUCUGAGAGGACUCUUCAUAUGUGUAUGAGUGUUUACCCGGCUGUAUUCGGAUAAGCCUUGCUGUACUUGUAAGUCAAAGAAGCAGUUAGCCAUAAGAAAACAUUUCAACUGUAAUGAAGAAUUAAAUGAAAUUGUUUAGUAAAUGGUAACAGUCAUCCCUAGCAUAUUCUUUGGCUUAAUUCAAGUUUACCGUUAAAGAUUUAAGUUACUGA
This is a messenger RNA of Misgurnus anguillicaudatus (oriental weatherfish), 1475 nucleotides long. Lineage: Eukaryota; Metazoa; Chordata; Actinopteri; Cypriniformes; Cobitidae. The record is from RefSeq and is a predicted model, not a curated record.